CAGUGGGCCUUCCCUCAGGCCGCCGCGCAGCAAAGCCAUCAGUCUGCUGCUGCACCGGGGGAAGCCAUCUCCUCACCGCGGAUCUCCUCUCCCCUUCUCUCUCUUGCACCGGACCGGACCAUCGGAUCAUAACCCAGCCUCUCUGCAGCUCUGACGGUCAGAUAUGUUCAGUGUGCAGCAGUAAGGAGGAGGAGACGGGGGUGAUUUCUGUGCUACUGUUUGGUCCUAUGGGGGAGGAGCCAGUUGUUGAUUCUACGCUGCAAAGAGAAGGCGCCGCACAGAGAGGGUAAGGGACUGAAGAGGAGGCCUAAGACGAUGAAGGACAGUCGGCCGCUUCAGGACUAGCUCAGACUGAGGGAACUGCAGUGGAGGCGGAGGAGGAAGAGGAGGAGGGAAAGAAGACCGAAGAGAGACAAAGUAAAUCACAUGACCAGGCCUCGGAAAGGCUCCAAAUUAGUGAUGCUCCCCUCGGGCAGGGAUUACCUCCUCUCCGUCGUCUACCUCUCCAUCUCUCCCACUCUUCCUCCCACGUACAGCAGAGCAGCCGCCCAGCCUCAAGACUCUGAGCCGUGAGAGCCGCUCACUGUGCUCACCCACCCACGCACAAACAAACUCAAACACACAUUCUCUCACUCUCUCGCUCUCUCACACACUCUCUCUCACACAUACACACACACACACACACACACACUUUUGCGUCCUGCUCAUGGUCGUUGGCCUGUCCUCCUCAGCUGCUGCUCUCGCUCUAGUCCUAGACCAUGAAGAGGCCCAAGCAGCAGACGGGGCCGCUGAGCUUCCUAAACUUCUUCAGCAGGAAGCCCAAAUCGGAGCCGAGGCCCGAGAGGCCUGUGGAAGCCUGGCCCAAAGAGGAGGUGGCCAUCACCCUGACCCCGAGCGAGCAUCCAGAGCAGGACCUCAACCUCACAGCAGAAGAGGCUGGAGAAUCAAGAGUUUCUGGAGGAGAAAGAGGAGAAGGAGGAGGUCCGCCAGCAGCGGCUGAGGGAGGCGAGGACGGUGCCGCCACAGCUGAGUGUGUGGGCGGGGCCAGCAGCGGCUCCACCGGCGUCCUGUCCCUGUCCUCCUCCAGCCAGGAGCAGCUUUUGGAUGAACACCUGGAGGAAUGCCCCCUGUGCCUGCUCAGUCAACCGCGUUGCCACUUCCCACGACUCACUUCCUGUUCCCACCGAACGUGCUCUGACUGCCUCCGCCAGUACCUGCGCAUUGAGAUAUCAGAGAGCCGGGUGGGCAUCGCGUGCCCACAGUGCCCCGAAACACUGGCGCCCCUGGAUGUUCGUGCCGUCCUGGAUGACCGGGCGCUGCUGGAGCGGUUUGAGGAGUACCAGUUGAGACGUUUCCUGGCUGCUGAUCCAGAUACGCGCUGGUGCCCGGCGCCUGACUGCAGCUAUGCAGUGAUAGCUUACGGCUGUGCAGAGUGUCCCAAGCUGAGCUGUGGCCGUGAGGGAUGUGACACCGAGUUCUGCUACCACUGUCGGCAGCUGUGGCACCCCAACCAGACGUGUGACCAGGCACGGCGUCAGCGAGCCCGCCACACCUCAGGCGGCAACGAUGCCUCCACGCUGUACGUCUUCAAUGAAGAACCUGGAGGAGAUGCAGAGGAGAUCAAAGCGUGCCCUCGCUGUGGUGCCUACAUCAUGAAGACCAACGAUGGCAGCUGUAACCGUAUGAACUGCACUGUGUGUGCCUGUCAGUUCUGCUGGCUGUGUAUGCAGGAGAUCACCGACGUGCACUACCUCAGUCCCUCAGGGUGUACAUUCUGGGGGAAGAAGCCAUGGUCUCAAACCCGCAAGGUUCUGUGGCAGGUGGGCAUGUUGCUCGGAGCACCGGUGGUCAUCUCCCUUAUAGCGGGCAUCGCCAUCCCAGUCAUCAUUGUGGGCAUACCAAUCUACAUGGGCCGCAAGGUCCAUGGUCGCUGUAAGAAAAACAAUAUCUCAGGAAGUAAGCACUACUUGACUGUGGCAAGUGGGGUGAUGAUGUCAGUGUUUGUGUCGCCUGUCAUAGCAGCUGUCACUGUGGGUGUAGGUGUGCCGCUAAUGCUGACUUAUGUCUAUGGGGUCGUCCCCAUGUCGCUCUGUAGGAAUGGUUGGUGUCGACCGCAGACUGAACCCCCUGAAACACAUAAAAUCCAACUGGAGGACUUAGCCAGCUAUCUUCUAUUCUCUCAUGUAGUCAGUGACCACUGGCCGAGUCAGAACAACCCAACGCUCAGCGACACCAGCGUCCAGGAAGUCAGAGUCAGUGUACAGGAAGUGGGCGUACUCCCCAGUACAAGCACCACGCCCCCCGAGCUAGAUAGCUAUGAGGAAUUGGAUGAAGCCACAAAACACCAUGGAUACACCCAGCAGGACAGCCAAACAGACUGUGAGGUAGUUACUGUGCCUGACAGCAAGCUUGAUGACACACAAGCGCUUCCGCUGAGGGAAGGAACCAACAUUGAGGUCCGUGUGGAAAUUGAGAGCCAUCCCAGAGGCGCCCGCCAGUCCAGCCUAAGUAGCAUCCUGUCUAGCCGAAGCUUGUCAGUGGAGUCCCUGGGACACUCCCAGUCCCAGUCCCAAGACUACCUGCGUGCCUCAGAACUGGAAGAAAGACAAGAGGGGGGAGGAGGAGAAGGAGAGGAGCAGGAGGGAAGAGAGAAGCCAGGUGGGGAAGCAGGAGGAGACGAGGGGACAGUUUUCCCAGUCUUUGAAAUAGACGGUGUAUGAGGUCCUCCAAUGCAAGCUUUGUUGAAGAUUAGUCAGGUUUUAUGAAAUUAAACAAAUCCAUGAGCUGACAUGUCACUGGAUUGAUCUGAAAAUCGUUGUCCAAGGCCACCUCCUGCUUCUAAGACAGGCCCUCCCACCAGUUGCCUUCUAGCUCCAGCCUCUAAGGAAGACGCGGGUUUAGAGAGAGCAAAUGAAAAACAGUGUGUGUGUGUGUGCGUGCGUGCGUGUGCGAGACAAAUAGCAUGAGACUAUGACAUAAAAGUUGAAGGGGGAUAAACUGUAAAGCUGACAGGAUAGCAUCCAUCAAUGAAUCUAAAACAGAAGUGACUGAGAGCAUGUUAGCUGACUAGUUCAGUCUGUUUUUUUGUUGUCCUUUCUGAAAGAGACUAUCUUACCCCCCCCAUUAUAAAUCUAUUUCAUGAAGCCCUCUCUUCGUCUGGCUGUACUCUUACACUUCUUUUAGUGACCUCACCUCCCUCCUCCCUUCACAAAUAAAGAGAUCCCCACAAGCAUGAUUUGUUUUAUGGGGGAUUAAGAAUCUAACAACUGUUGUGUCGGCAAGUAAACAUCAAAUGCUUCCCAAGCCAAGUUACAAGACAGUGGGGGUGAUUUUUUUCUACCUUAAAGAAUAUCUUGAGUAUUUUAAGAUGCAGUGGUCACAACUGAAUUGGGCAACCUUAAACAGACGACGCAUGCUUCACUGUUUGAUUACUCUUUUGAGAAAGAAGUCCAGUUGAAAAUGAUAUCUGAAGCCUGUACCUGUUGUUCUCUACUGGAGUAAAAGGUGCUCUGUGACAUUAUGGCAGGGAUUGAAUUGACUGUAGGGCUUAUAAAUACCAUUAAUUAUAACCAUUAAUCUUAAAUCCACAGUCUUCCAUGGAAGCAGACAGGGGGUAAUGUCACUUUUGCAUUGUUUUAGUGCAGCUUGUAGCCUUCAAGAGGCUGUUUCCUUUUAAAAUGGGGAGGGAGACAUUGCUUUAGUUUGUAAAAAUGCUCAUUCUAAUGCAGAUACUUACGUGCAUUAUUGACAACACAGCAGCAACACUACAGUCUUUUUCUGAAGAGUCUUAAAUGUUAAAGUAGCUGCAUGAUUCUACUACUUGCUGUGUAUCCAGGAUAAUACAAAAAAACACACACAAGCAGAUUCACACAUGCACACACACACACACACACACACACACACACACACACACACACACACACAAAUAUAUGCCCACACACACAGCCAGUGUAGUUGCAGUAGUGUGCGCUGCUGAGAGCAUUAAACAUAAACUAAAGACCCUCUCAAAUGAUCACAGAGCACCAAAAUGACAACAGCAGCAUGCCACCUCAGGCUAAACUCUAAUAACCCCUUCUAGAUAAUUUAUGAGAAAUACAUGACUAUACAUGCUCUGCUUAGCUUCCUGAGUGUGAAAUACUUGUGAGAGAUGAACUCGGACAUGAUAACCUGUGCUGGGUUGUGGAGAGAAAUUAAAUAAAGAUUUCACCAUGAAGGACAAAAA
Molecule: messenger RNA, 4222 nt
Organism: Siniperca chuatsi (mandarin fish)
Lineage: Eukaryota; Metazoa; Chordata; Actinopteri; Centrarchiformes; Sinipercidae
Product: E3 ubiquitin-protein ligase RNF19B
Exons: 10
Coding region: 759-2720 (653 amino acids)
Biological process (GO): protein polyubiquitination; ubiquitin-dependent protein catabolic process; positive regulation of proteasomal ubiquitin-dependent protein catabolic process
Cellular component (GO): ubiquitin ligase complex; cytoplasm
Molecular function (GO): zinc ion binding; ubiquitin conjugating enzyme binding; ubiquitin protein ligase activity
Source: RefSeq, a predicted model, not a curated record